Branchiostoma floridae (Florida lancelet) is the source of this 650-nucleotide messenger RNA. RefSeq lists its product as uncharacterized. The record is from RefSeq and is a predicted model, not a curated record. Lineage: Eukaryota; Metazoa; Chordata; Leptocardii; Amphioxiformes; Branchiostomatidae. The transcript is spliced from 7 exons. The coding region runs from base 264 to 650 and encodes 128 amino acids.
UUUGCCUGAUAUGGUCUCGUACCCAUGGUCCUCAGCGUAUCAAAACAAGGAAACUGCAAAACAAAGACAGGUGCAGGUGCCAUAUCGAUUGGUCCUGCGCUAGCUGCAGAAAGGAAGAUGUGAAGGAUGCAAUUGAGACGACAAGUUUGCCAUGCAGGUGGAGUGAACUCACUUUAAAGUUCUUGGUGGCUGACUGAUCAUCCCAAAGUAUCACAACACACAAUGCACCAACCUUUGCAGUGACAUCAGAUAAAACCACAAAGAUGACGAGACCAAACUCUUUUAGAAGUGGGUCCACUGUUGGCAGUAGGUCUGUGUUCUCCUCAGUUCACUACAAGGUGCACCCAUGUGCCAGUGUUCAUCCCUACUGCCUGCUGGCAGCUUCAGGGAUUGUAGUGAUCCUGACAGGCCUGCUCCAACUGUGCCUGUACUUCAGCCUCCGCACACUCACCACAUCCCUGCACUACACAGAGGGACCGAUACCCACAUAUGUCAACGCUAUUACACUGGUCUUUACUGGGUCACUGGUGAUUCUGGUGGCCAGACAUCCGGAGAAAUAUCUGCUGAUGUUGACCAUUGGUGGGUCACAGGAAGCGGUAGACUGGUUUUGUGAUCCACACAUUAAUACACAGACAUACAAUGUCAUGUAA